CCACAGCACAGAAGGAUCAGACUCGGAUUAAAAACUUUAAAAAAAAAAACAAAAACAAAAUAUGGCUGCCCGAGUCGCCUUCUUUGUCUUGGCAAUUGCAGUUUUGCUCGUCCGAAACCAUGCAGAGAGCCCAGUCAUUGACUCCGAAGCCAUUAGGGUGGCUGAUUUCAGCUACGGAGGAUCAACCGGGCCGGAGAACUGGGGGAGCUUGAGCCCGGAGUACGCGGCAUGCUCGGCCGGAAAGUUGCAGUCUCCGGUGGACAUUACGACGGCGGAAGUUGUUCACAAUAAAGCCUUGAAGCCCCUGAAGAGAAAGUACUUUUCUGUGAAUGCCACUUUGAUUAACUAUGGCUUCAACGUUGCGAUGGAAUUUGGAGACGCUGGAAGAUUAACCAUAAAUGACAAGAACUAUACUCUGUCGAGAAUGCACUGGCAUACUCCUUCUGAACACACAAUUAAUGGUGUUAGAUAUGAUGCAGAGCUUCAUCUGGUCCACAUGGCCGAUGAUGGGAGCCAUUCAGUUGUAGCUUUCCUUUACAAAGUUAGUAGUGAUGAUGAUCCCAUUCUUUCUGAGAUCCAAAACAAACUGGUUAAGUUGGGUGAGGAGAAGGCAGAGAGAGUGGAGGUGGGAACGUUCGACAUCUGGAAGCUGAGCCGAAACACUCGUAACUACUACAGAUAUCACGGCUCCCUCACCACUCCUCCAUGCUCCGAGGAUGUCAUCUGGAACGUCUUCGCUAAAGUGAAAGAAAUAACUAAAGAGCAAGUUUUAGACUUGAAAGCUCCAUUGAAAUCAAAUUGCAAGGACAAUAGCAGGCCCGUCCAGCCUUUGAACGACAGGGAGAUUGAACUGUUCGAUGAACUUAAGUACUAAUUAUUUUUAAUGUUGCAGAAUAAUUAUUAUUAAUUGCAUGAAGAGCUUGUUUUGUUUGUACCAAUUAAUGGACUUCUCCAACUGGUAGUUGUGUGUGUUGGCUGACGACUUAAUUUCUCAAUUCUCUCUGUUCUUGAUUUAA
Diospyros lotus (date-plum) is the source of this 1016-nucleotide messenger RNA. Its product is annotated as alpha carbonic anhydrase 1, chloroplastic. The record is from RefSeq and is a predicted model, not a curated record. Bases 62 to 874 code for a protein of 270 amino acids. Gene Ontology annotation, molecular function: carbonate dehydratase activity; zinc ion binding. NCBI's taxonomy places the organism in Eukaryota, Viridiplantae, Streptophyta, Magnoliopsida, Ericales, Ebenaceae. The transcript has 6 exons.